GGGCAGGGUGCGGGGCGGGGGGGAGGGGGGCGCCCACCACUCCCGCGACCGCUGCCCGCGGCGCCCCCGGCUCUUCGGGGCCGGUGUGUGCGGGCCCGUUCGAGAGCUACCUGCUUUUUAGCCGCGUCUGCGGAACGGAAGGGAGGGUCCCAGACUUCAGUCCCAGACGGUGGGGAUGGCGAUGGCUUCCGUGCGGAUCCGACAGGCCGAGGAGGGAGACUGUGGAAAUAUCCUGAAGCUGAUUCGGGAACUAGCCGAGUACGAGAAACUCUCGGACCAGGUGAAGAUCAGUGAGGAAGCCCUGAGAGCAGACGGCUUCGGAGAGAAUCCUUUCUAUUGCUGUUUGGUGGCUGAACUUCUUCCCGCCCCCGGGGAGCCACAGGGGCCCUGUGUGGUGGUGGGCUAUGGGCUAUACUACUUCAUCUAUAGCACUUGGAAGGGGCGCAAUGUUUAUCUGGAAGACAUCUAUGUGAAGCCCGAAUACCGGGGUCAGGGGAUCGGUUCCAAAAUAAUCAAAAAGGUGGCUGAGGUGGCCCUGGAAAGGGGCUGCUCCCAGUUGCGUCUCACAGUCCUGGACUGGAACAAGGGGGCCAUGGACUUGUACAAGGCCCUGGGUGCCCGAGACCUGACUGAAGCCGAGGGCUGGCACUCCUUUCGCUUCGAAGAAGAGGCGAUGAGGGAGUUGGCAGGAAAGUGACGCCGUUCCUUGGGCAUCUCUGUCUUUGGCCUCCUCCCUCCCCACCUGCCCAAGCACUCCAGACAGAGGCCUCCCGGAAGGAAGAGAGGUUGGGAGCCGCUCAACCGGAAGGACAGAACUGAGAGCAAAACUGAGGGAGAGGCCCUUCCAUCUCCCUGUUGAGGAUGAGAGUUGCUGAGUCCCGAUGUGGUGCUGGUGGAGGAGGAGUUGAUGGUGCAAUAAAGCUCCGGCCACUUCAGGACCCUUCUCGAGUGCCCUGCUCGGUGAGGCUGCUGCCCGGGGGGGAAAGGUGGGCCCAAGGUGACUUUCGCUCACCCUCCGUGGGCCAGAGCCCUGGCUCCGGGCUGUGGAACAUGGAGAAAAGAAGAGCAAAGUGCCAGCUUGGCACAUCAGUCUUGUUGGUCACAGUUGGGACUCAGACAAAGGCCUCCAGUGUCUGAACUGCACGCUACAGGACGCAGGAGUGAGGCUGGCCCGCUGGCUCAACAUUUGGAGCAGGAUGCCACCUGCUGGUGGUGUUUCGGGGGCCCUGGGAAGGACCACUGGCCUCCACUUAAAAAAAAAGUCUGCUCAGCCUGCUAGUGCUUUUUUUUUUUCCCCCCAGAAGUCACAAAGUCCGUAUUUUCAGUUCAGCAAAACCAAAGGACCCGGGAAACAAGGAAGGAAACGAGCUUACGUCCUACUUUCGUACUAUCUUAUUACACAGAUAAUGCGGGUUCGUUGUAGAAAAUGUGGAAUGUUCGCGUGAAAUAAAAAUAGAAUGCGUAGGGGCGCCUGGGUGGCCCAGUCGGUUGA
Acinonyx jubatus (cheetah) is the source of this 1492-nucleotide messenger RNA. RefSeq names its product spermidine/spermine N1-acetyltransferase family member 2 (gene SAT2). The record is from RefSeq and is a predicted model, not a curated record. NCBI's taxonomy places the organism in Eukaryota, Metazoa, Chordata, Mammalia, Carnivora, Felidae. Bases 176 to 697 code for a protein of 173 amino acids. The transcript has 6 exons. Gene Ontology annotation, molecular function: N-acetyltransferase activity.